AUGAAAUAUCAUGCUACCUUCUUGAAAUUUAUUCAAUUCAAAGUCAACAAUGGUGCUCUUUACAUGUUCUGGGAUGACAAUUGGCUAUACCCUCAUUCUCUCAAAUCUUGUUAUCCAAAUUUGUAUGUAGUGUCUAGAGCUAAAAAUUUCACUGUUGUUGAUAUGGGAUCUUUUGAUAUUAAUGUUAUCAACUGGAAUUUUCAUAUCCCCAGAAGACUCAAUGCAGCUGCUAGAGCUGAGUACUCUCUCCUUUCUGCAGAUUUGAAUGGCUUCAAAUUUAACAUGAGUUGCACUGAUGAAUUGCAAUGGUCUCUUACAAAGUCAAAGCAAUUCUCUGUAAGUUCAACAUAUGAUAAAAUCAUUGCUAAUGAUGAAAGUUUUCUCACUGUUCCAAUUUUUAAUCUUAUCUGGAAGCUUAAAUGUCCUCCUAAAAUUGGAUUAUUCUUAUGGUUACUGGCUAACAACAGAUUACCUGCUAGAGAUUUACUAAAAAGAAUAGGUAUGGAUGUUCCUCAAGGUUGUUUGUUUUAUGAUGCAGAUGAAACUUCUUCUCAUUUAUUACUUCAUCGCACCUUUGCUACACAAGUCUGGAAUGAUUUCAUGAGUAAGUCAAAUUGGUUCUUCUCUAUGCCAGCUGAUAUAACUUCAAUGUUGCAAUCUUGGGAAUUUGCUCAGGGCAGUAAGGAAUGCAAUAUAGUUUGGUACCUAAUUCCUGCUGCUAUUAUGUGGAGUCUGUAG
This is a messenger RNA of Papaver somniferum (opium poppy), 738 nucleotides long. RefSeq lists its product as uncharacterized. The transcript has a single exon. The record is from RefSeq and is a predicted model, not a curated record. Lineage: Eukaryota; Viridiplantae; Streptophyta; Magnoliopsida; Ranunculales; Papaveraceae. The coding region runs from base 1 to 738 and encodes 245 amino acids.